AUGGCGGAGACGGGCUCGACGGAGUCUAAGGCCCAGCCUCAGGUCAACCUUGAUGGCCUUGGAAUCUUCUGGAUAGCAUUUGCCCUCUCCUGGACCUUUAUUGUUGCGGGCGGCAUGAUAUUUCUAUGGCGUCGUCGUGACAUGCCUAUCCUGAGGAUACGAGGUCUACCGCUAUCAUUCCUUGCUAUCGCCUUGCUCCAUCUCUACUGGGGCACUGUCCAGGCCGGUUAUUUUUAUUUUCCUCUCACCUCACCCCAGGUUGAGUACUGGAUAAUCAGCAUCUACCUCCCCUGUGGUAUCGCUCUGUUCCACGUCUCUAAUUCCCGAUUUCUCGUUAUUGCUGAAGCCCAGAAGGAACUCCUCACUUCAGAUGCUGCCUCGAUUCGGAGCAAGGGUGGGAACACGAGUUCCCUCAUUUCCCACUUCCGGCCUCUCGACUAUACUAGAAAGAUUCUACUCCUUGUGGGCGCAGGCAUGGGUUUUCAGGUUUUGCUUACGCUCUUUAUGUACCUCAUUUCGCGAAAGUUCCAUCCCUCUUUCGGCAUUCUUGGCACUGAGAUUUCUGGAACUGAAGACGUUCAGAAUCUUCAUGCAACCCCUAUGUGGCUUAUUGCUCUAUAUCUCCCUGCUAUGUCGUCGAUUAAUCACAUCUGGGUUCCGCCUCAAUGGAUUGCCAUCUCUAUCAUGGUGCUCGAGAUCUUCACUAUUUUCCUACCCUGCUGGGAGGUUAUUAGAUACCAGACUCUGCGCCAAGAACAUCUUAACUCGAUCGUUCAAUGGCAACUGAAAGAGGCAAGCUCAUCACUAAGUGCAUGGCCCAAGGAUGGCCCUACCAAGAGCAACUCCAGCGAGAUUAUCCUCACUAUGGAAGCUCUCGAGUGCGUUCUCUGGCGAAAUCCGGGGCCACUCCAGCAGUUCUCUGCCCUCCGGGAUCUCUCUGGGGAGAAUAUUGCCUUCCUAGGAGCCGUCGCUGACUGGAAGACUUCGUUUCCUCCGGCGCUUCGUAACUCGGAUGAGUUCAAAAUUAACGAGGUUCAAAAACUUAUCUGCGAACAAUUUAACAGCGCUGUCCAAAUCUACUCCGACUUUAUUAGCUCCCGCUCUGCCAAGUUUCAAGUCCACCUUUCCUCACAAGAUCUCAACAGGCUCCAGCUUAUUUUCGAGCCGUCCGCCCGCACUCUCUGUGGUAAUAAGCACAGUGUUGAUCCCGCUACACCCGCUGACUCCUUCGCCAUGACCACCAAGCCCAAGACGUCUUCCGCAUCAGCUCACGGUUCUCAGCCCGGUAUCAUGACCAGGUCGAUCAACGAGACGGACGGAAUGGAAGACAAGACCGUCUGCUGGGAUGACGUCCCCAACGGCUUUGAUGCCAGCAUUUUUGAUAACGCUGAAGCAAGUAUCAAGUACUUUGUCUGGACCAACACUUGGCCAAAGUUUGUUAAGCAACGACGGUUCUUGAUCAACUCGAACGAUAACAUUGAGUCAGGAAAUGCCGUUGCUCUACCCGUUGAGCAUGGCUAUGAGUUUAGGGGGUCUUGGUGA
Molecule: messenger RNA, 1542 nt
Organism: Fusarium falciforme
Lineage: Eukaryota; Fungi; Ascomycota; Sordariomycetes; Hypocreales; Nectriaceae
Exons: 4
Coding region: 1-1542 (513 amino acids)
Source: RefSeq, a predicted model, not a curated record